AUGUCGCUGAAAAGCGAAGUAACAGAUCUGAAAUCACAGCUACGUCAGCUAGCUGGAAGCAGAGCUCCAGGAGUCGAUGAUUCAAAGCGAGACCUCUUCAAGAAAGUAAUAUCUUACAUGACUAUCGGCAUCGACGUCUCAUCUGUAUUCGGAGAGAUGGGCAUGUGCUCUGCCACGUCAGACAUCGUCUUGAAGAAGAUGUGUUAUCUUUACGUUGGUAACUAUGCCAAGGGGAGUGGGUUAAAGGAUAAUAGUAGCUAUGUGAGAACAAUUGCUGUGACUGGAGUGCUAAAACUGUAUCAUAUCUCGGCUUCGACUUGUAUUGAUGCUGAUUUUCCUGCUAUGCUGAAGAGUUUGAUGCUUCAUGAUUCAGAUGCUCAGGUAGUUGUUAAUUGCUUGUCUGCACUUCAAGAAAUUUGGAGUUUAGAAGCAAGCCAUUCUGAGGAAGCAUGCAGGGAGAAAGAAUCCUUGCUUAGCAAACCAGUUAUUUAUUAUUUCUUGAAUCGGAUCAAGGAAUUCAGUGAAUGGGCGCAAUGUCUUAUACUUGAGUUGGCUGUAAAAUAUGUGCCGUCAGAUGGUAAUGAUAUUUUUGAUAUUAUGAAUCUGUUGGAAGAUAGGCUUCAGCAUGCCAAUGGGGCUGUUGUCUUGGCGACAGUCAAAGUAUUUCUGCAGUUAACACUCUCCAUGACUGAUGUUCAUCAACAGGUAUAUGAGCGUAUUAAAUCCCCACUUCUGACUCUUGUCAGUUCUGGAAGUCCAGAGCAGUCGUAUGCAAUCUUGAGCCACCUUCAUCUUUUGGUUGUCCGUGCGCCAUUCAUCUUUGCCUCAGACUAUAAGCAUUUCUACUGCCAGUACAAUGAACCCUCAUAUGUCAAAAAGUUAAAGCUUGAGAUGUUGACUGCUGUUGCAAAUGAGAGCAACACUUACGAAAUUGUGACGGAACUAUGCGAGUAUGCUGCAAACGUUGAUAUUGCAAUUGCAAGGGAAUCAAUUCGAGCAAUUGGAAAGAUUGCUUUGCAGCAGUAUGAUGUUAAUGCUAUCGUUGAUAGACUUCUUCAAUUUCUGGAGAUGGAAAAGGACUACGUCACUGCUGAAACUUUGGAUAUGAGUGAUGCUCCUUAUGUUUUGGAGAAUCUGAUAGAAAACUGGGAGGAAGAGCAUUCGGCUGAGGUUAGGUUGCAUCUCCUAACUGCAGCAAUGAAAUGCUUUUUUAAGAGGCCACCUGAGACUCAGAAAGCCCUGGGAAUAGCUCUAGCUGCAGGGAUUGCUGACUUUCACCAGAACGUGUUGUUAGUCCUCCAAAACAGGCGGUUUCAGUCUUUGAUGACACUCAAAGCAGUGAUCAAAGACCGUAUAUUUGACGAGUUCAACAGCCUUUCUGUGCUCUACCAGAAGCCAUCUUACAUGUUCACAGAUAAGGAACACCGAGGCCCCUUUGAGUUUUCAGACGAAAUUGGAAACAUGCCCAUCACACCUGAAGCCUCCAGUGACAUUGUUCCAGCUCAGCAAUUUGAGGCAAAUGACAAGGACCUGCUUCUGAGUACUGACGAGAAGGAUGACAACAAAGGAGUUUCCAAUAAUGGUUCUGCUUACACUGCCCCUGCAUAUGAUAACUCUAAUAUAUCCUCACAAAUGCAAGAACUUGCAAUCUCCGGCCCCGCCACAUCCGCAACUACCCCACAAUCUAGCUUUGAUCUUGACGAUCUCUUUGGUUUGGGUUUAUCAGCAGCUCCUACUCCAACACCAUCACCGCCUCUUUUAAAACUUAACCCAAGAGCUGCUCUAGAUCCAGGCGCCUUCCAACAGAAAUGA
Messenger RNA from Eruca vesicaria subsp. sativa (arugula), 1812 nucleotides. The record is from the annotation of a GenBank genome assembly. Lineage: Eukaryota; Viridiplantae; Streptophyta; Magnoliopsida; Brassicales; Brassicaceae.